AGGCAAAGAGCCAAUGCAGUUUAAAGAAAGUUUGUUCUACCAUAGUCUUAACUUCUUGGGUUGGCUUAAAGACAAGGCUACAGACUUCUGGCGGAUUGGGGAAUAUCAUUAGUGAUAUGAAAUAAAAACUUUAGUGAGUUGUCUCAGGAAAGAUCAGGGCUUUGUGGAGAAGAGGGGAAAAAACAUUUUUAAAAUGGAGUUCAAUAGAUGUUUGGGUGCAUCAGCAGAAGAGGAAAAAGGAAGACAAGAGGGUGGGGAAGAUGAUAUUAAUAAUGCUGGCAGUAGUGUUGUACAUGAAGAGCUGGAUUUGGUACAAAUGUACCUUACUUGUUUGCCUGAAAGAUACAUGAAAGCAAAAUUCACUCUGACAGCGUACCUGACAUGCUGGCUGUUACUGAAACUCUGCAAGAAAGCCUAUGAGAAAAGACUCUCUGCUUCUAAAAAGGAGUGCCAAGGAAGUGCUGUAAGAAGGACUGCUGGAGAAAGAGAAGAAAGUACUUCUGAGAAGAGGCAGCUCCACAUCCAGACCCCAGAGCCGGUUGAAAACUACAUCAGUGAAGGAGAGUUUGAAGAUGAUCUGAGUUGUUCUACCCCGAGCACGAUAGAGCUAGAGAUACGUGGAUCCAGCCAAGAAACAGAUGAAGAUUAUUUUGAGACCCUGUCACAUCAGAGUGGAUCUCUGUCAGAUGUAAAAACUGAGCCUUAUGAGAGUGCAUCAGACACAGAAUCUGUUUCCAGUGAUAUAACUGGGGAAACUUGCUUGGAUUCAAACUGCAUUUUUACUGAAAAAGAAAAUCUGUGCUGUAGUCUUCCUAAAGCAAAGGCAGAAACAACCCUCCAUGAACUUAAGUGCUCAAGUCAACCAGAAUUUACCCAGCAGGUGUGGUUAGAAGUGUCCUCCAAAAUAAAAGCAGCACCAAGCAGAACUGAAUUUUGCAUACAAUCUGCAAGGUCAGAAGGUGAAGAAUUAGGUGAUGAAGAGCUAACAUUAACUAGUGAUAUUUCCAACACAGAGAACGAAGUCAGUGAAGAGGGCAUUAUAUCACAGACAAAUAGAAAGUUUGUAGCAGUAUUGCAAGAUAAAGCAGAGUUUGAAAGCAGUGAAGUGCAGUCCUGUACCAACUCAGUACCUACAGAAGAUGAUGUUACAAAACAGAAGGAACAUCCUGCAGUAUUAAGCAUUGCUUGUUUCAAAGCAAACUCAGAAAGUUGUUUGAUUUUUCCUGAGGUACAGCAACCUUCUUUCCAGUCAGAUGCAGCAUCAAGCUGUAGUUUGCCUAAUCUUCAUUUUGAAACAAAUGGACCUAACCAUAAAAGUUACACUGAGACAUCUGACUAUAAGUGUGAAUUAGAAUCUAUGUCCAGUAUAAAAUGCAGCAGGAGGAACUCAGUUGAUAGUGAGGAAACUACAGGUAAAAGACUAAAACAUGGAAGUACAGAGACCAUGUUGACAUCAGAUUCAUUCUUUUACCAGAGUUGCUUCAAACCAAAAUCUCAGCCACCACUCACAGGGUCAGAGAUUACUGAAAGUAAAACAUGGCACAGUGUACCUGAAAAUAUCAGUGUUCAAAGCAAGACAGAAUAUGUGGGGAACUGUAUUCAUCUGGCAGAAAAAUUUAGAUGGUCAUGUUCCAGAAUACAUCUUCAAGGGCUGGAUUUUGAAUACACUUGGAAAAACUUAGGAAGGGUACCUUUAAGCCCUGAAAAGGCAAUAAAAGUAGAGGGAAAAUUUGGCAUAAAAAGAUCUCUUCUUAAUACUGACAUAGACUCAAAUAAGUGUCAGCUUUCUCAACCAGCAGGCUCUCCCCAGUGCAUUGAUUAUUAUUUGCACUCUAAAUCAGAGACGUGUGGCCUUAGCCCAGAAUCAGUAGGUACAUGUGCUCAUAGCUUAUCUUCUACACAGAUUGAUGCUUGUGAGUGUAAUCUGAAACAAAAGGAGACUUCAUCUGCCCUGGACUGUGAGCCAGUGAUCAUAAAUGCUGAAGAACUUAUAAAAAGUGACCAGUACAAAGCUGAAAGAGAUCUGGAAGCAGACAAAUUCCCUUGUGAUAUUGAUGUUGAAUCUAGCAUUGGUGACACUGAGAACCUAGCAGCUUAUCACAUAGGUUUUCCUGCUGUUGUGGAAAAUAGAGAUUGUGAUUGUUCUGUAAACUGUGUUUCCACUGGUAGAAUACAGCAGAAAAGUUUGAAGGAGAAUGACCUUGAAUCUGAACUGUCAGGCAUGGAGAUCAUGGUAGGGGAAAGAUGGGUAGAUGAUUCUUCUAACCUUGACUUCUGUUGUGAAGUCCUGGAAACCACAUUGCAACCAGGUGGCAGUAACACUGGGACAGAGCACAAAGAGUCAAUGCAGCAAAAUACAAGUUGCAAAACUGGUGCCUUAAGGAGUGACUCUGAGCUAGUAACAAAUGAACAUCCUACUCAUAAAGGAAAGGAUAAAGACAGUGUCUUUGCUGUUGAAAUGACUCCCAGAUCAGAUUAUAUAAACCAGAGAAGGCACUUAAUGACUCUUCCAGAGUUAAAGCCUGCCCUAAUUAUAGUAUCUGUAGAGCAGAAAGCAUUACAGUCCAAGACACUGAAAGAUAACCUUCCUGCUGAAGUAGUAACUGGAACAUUGAGAAAUGUAGUGAGCAAGGAUUUGAUGUCUCCUCAUACUGUCAGCAAAGCUCAUGAUGAGCCAGAGAGAGUUCUGAGUGAAAGCUGUAGCUGUGAAGAACAAAUCGUGGCUACUCACCCCAUUCCUGGUAGUGCAGAGGUACUCCCUGGUAUGGAUACAGCUGAAGAAAAACUAGAAGUUUCACAAGAGAAAAGAGAGAAAUCAGAUGCUGUUUCAUCCUUAGGGUUCACUUGUAGUAGUUCCUCAGUAACAAGUGCAAAAGUGGAACACAGGAAUGUUACUGUACCACUGGGCAAUUAUAUACUUAUUGCAGAAAGUCAGGCAGAUCAAUGUGAAGAAGCACUCUUAAAAUCAUAUCAUAGAAGUGGUGAUGUGAUCUCUGAGAGAGAGCCCUGCAGAACAAAGACUGGUUUUGAAUUAGAGGCAGAACAGUUCGGAAAGUCAUGGACUGAAACAGGAGAUGAGCAGGUGUCUAAGGAAGAAGAAUUCAAAGCACAUCAAGACAGAGAGGAAGACUUAUAUAUAACUAGUGCAGUAACAUUGGAAACAUGCAGUGUAAGCAGUUUGUGUCAGGGAGAUGGUGCUGAUGUUGCUCUUCAAGGGCCCAGCAUCAUUUCUGAACAAGCAGUAGGCAGGCAAGGAAGUGAAGGCUGUAAUCGUUCAAAGGAAAAAAUAGGUAUUUGUGAAGAACCUUCUCCUAGUGAAGGAAAGGAGGGGUCUCCUGCAAAAGACACAGCUAACCCUAGCAAAGACGGGACACUGAAUCUAGAUGUGUCUGAUGUCUUUAACUAUUCUGCGAAAAGGGAGACCCAUAACGCUUGCAUGCUGGGCCUAGAUAAUAUAAGUACCUGCAGCACUAACAGCGAGGAAAUGGAUGAGAACUCCUUCCACAUCCUGGGAAGUAACAGUAGUCUCCAUAAAGCUGUGCAAAAGCCAGCAAAGAAUGGGAAUAGUGGGAAAGCUUCCAGGUUUUUAGUAUUCUCAAAAAUGACAUCUUUUCGGAAAACUAAGCCUGCCACAGCAGAAAAUCAGGGAAGUAGCAGCUUCUUUGGCAGCAAGGCAAAGAUGGAAGAACUGGAUGCUGGGAAAGAGGAUGAAGACACUGAAAGUUUACAGUCUUUCAAAAGUUGCUCAUCUGGUUCAGCCUUCCACAGGAAGGAAAGCUACACUUCUGAGUACUCUGAUGACGAUGAUCUAUUCUAUGAGAGACCUGCAGGAUUAUUCAACAGAAUGAGCCUGAGGAAGGCUUCUGGCUCUGGUCGGAUACUGAUGGAAGGUGUAGAUACAAAUUCAACUUCUCCCACACUGGCUACUGUCAAAUAUGCAGAUCGACAAGUUUCAGGUUCAUCUGAAAACAAUGACAGUGAACCUGUGGAAUACUCUGGGAUUAGAAAAUCUUUCCCUGAAAAUGAAUACAAAAGAAACAAAAACCCUGAGGGUAAGAAGUUCAGGACAAGGUUGGCCUUGGCACACAAAUCCCUCUCAAGCUUAUUUGAAUCCAGAUCUCCAGAAAAGGAAAAUACUGAGCAAAGCUCAAGAGUAUCACUGAAAAAUGAAAGGGAGAAAGCCAAACUUCGCCAGAGCACCUGGAAAGCUUUUCUAAAAAGCAAGGAGGCAGAUGGACUAAAAAGGCCUGUUUUAGCAAGUUUAUCACCAACACAGGAGAGUCUUAAUGCAAUUAGCAGCCACGUAAUGAGAACAAUGUCAGUAGAGCGACAGGAUAGUUCCAAUGGGCCCUCAUUUUUUAAAACAGAAACAGCUAAUGGCUCCUCAACAGACACCAACUCUUUUGACACCUCUGUGGAGCCUGUUGAUGUCUCUUCACCUGCAGGUAUAUGGAGAAAACGAAUACAGUCCCAUGACUUGGGCAUAAGAUACUCACAGAGUUCAGACUGUGAUGAACAACAGGAGGCUCUGAGCAACAGUUUAAAUACUUCUCUAGAGGAAUAUUGGAUGAAAUCUCCAUUUAGCCCCACUGACUUGCAGCUGCCAUUUAGUCAGUCAAGUCCAUCAUGUCCCCAGCUCUCAAAUUCUGAUGGUAAAGACAUGCCUUGUAGGCCCAUGAGUCCUAAACCGCAGAGUCCACGAUCCACCUCUCAACACAAGACCUUCCGCUAUCCUGGAAGAAUAUGUGCCACUUCGAUGAUCUCUCUUGGGAACAGCUCUGCAGCUGAAAGCAAUUUAGAGGCUCCUGAGAGACCAAAGGCAUUGAAACCCAGAGGUAGUCUCUUACUUUCUGUACACUCAUUGGACAACGAAUACCAGAGGGAUGACAGUGGCGUAAGCAGUCAAUCCCAGAUCAGCUUAAACACAGCUUCUUCCAUUAGUGACAUGCUCCGAGAUGAGGAGUCUAAACAGCAAUGUCAAACACCACCUGAAAAAAGGCCAAAUGAGAAAUGGGUUCCCCAUCGCAAAAGGAGGCCCCCCCGGGUUCCACCAUCCCCACACCCUAUCUCCACCCUUGAGAGCAAAGCCUGGAGGCUUUCCUUCCUUGCUCCAGAUGAAAAAGCCAAGGACAUUCCAGAGAGGAGGAGGAAGAGACCUAAACCCCUCUAUAAGUGCUUCAGCUUCGAUGAUGUUUGGAUGGAGAGGAACCAAAAAAGGAAGCUAGAGAAGGAGACACAGCCAGAGAGAGGGAUUCAAUUGCGACACCUCCCAGAGGACCAGUUAAAAGCUGGAAUAAGUCCAUCCAUCACGUCUGCUGUUGCCUUUGACAUCCUACCACUGAAACUGCAUCCAUUUUCCCAGAGCACUCCGACAGGCUUAGACUGCGUGGGCUGGAAACAGUGCAUCUACCCUCCUGUGAUUGCUGAUGGGCCACUGGAUAAGACAGCUCUAACAGACGAUGUGGGAAGUGAGGAGGACCUGUAUGAGGACUUCCGGAGCUCCAACCACCGCUAUGGCCACCCUGGGGGAGGCGGAGAGCAGCUUGCCAUCAAUGAGCUCAUCAGUGAUGGCAGUGUGGUGUAUGCAGAAGCCCUCUGGGACCAUGUCACAAUGGAUGACCAAGAGCUGGGAUUCAAGGCCGGCGAUGUCAUUGAAGUAAUGGAUGCUACCAACAAGGAGUGGUGGUGGGGGAGGAUUCUGGACAGCGAAGGCUGGUUUCCAGCCAGCUUUGUACGGCUGCGAGUAAACCAGGAUGAACCCAUGGAAGAUUAUCCCCUGAAGGUAGAGGGUGGCAAAGAGGACGACUCUAGCAGUGGCACCCGCCGCUUUGGGAUGGGGCAGACCACCAAAGACCAAAUGAGGACCAACGUCAUCAAUGAGAUCAUAAGCACAGAGAGAGACUACAUCAAGCAUCUGAAAGACAUUUGUGAGGGUUACAUUAAGCAGUGCCGCAAAAGAGCUGACAUGUUUACAGAAGAACAGCUGAAGACAAUCUUUGGGAAUAUUGAAGACAUCUACAGGUGCCAGAAGAAAUUUGUUAAAGCACUAGAGAAGAAAUUCAACAAAGACCACCCACAUUUGAGUGAGGUUGGCUCAUGCUUCUUGGAAUAUCAAACAGAGUUUCAGAUAUACUCUGAAUACUGCAACAACCACCCCAAUGCCUGCAUGGAGCUGUCCCGCCUCACCAAAGUUAACAAGUACGUCUACUUCUUUGAAGCCUGCCGCCUGCUGCAGAAGAUGAUUGACAUCUCUCUGGAUGGGUUUUUGCUGACUCCUGUGCAGAAAAUCUGCAAAUAUCCACUGCAACUUGCUGAACUGCUCAAAUACACCAACCCACAACACAGGGAUUUUAAAGAUGUCGAAGCUGCCUUAAAUGCCAUGAAGAACGUUGCUCGGCUCAUCAAUGAGAGAAAGCGGCGACUGGAGAACAUUGACAAAAUUGCUCAGUGGCAGAGUUCAAUAGAAGACUGGGAGGGUGAAGAUGUCCUAGUCAGAAGCUCAGAACUCAUCUAUUCUGGGGAAUUAACCAAAAUCUCUCACCCUCAAGCCAAGAGCCAACAGAGGAUGUUCUUCCUCUUUGAUCACCAGCUUGUCUGCUGCAAGAAGGACCUUCUGCGCCGGGACAUCUUGUAUUAUAAGAGUCGGAUCAACAUGGAUGAUAUGGAAAUAGUGGAUGUAGAAGAUGGGAAAGACAAGGACUUCAAUCUCAGCGUGAAAAAUGCAUUUAAGUUGCACUGCCAAGACACUGAGGAAGUCCACUUAUUCUGUGCAAAAAAGCCUGAGCAGAAACAGCGCUGGCUGAAGGCAUUUGAGAAUGAAAGGAGACAGGUUCAGCUCGACCAGGAGACAGGUUUUUCAAUCACAGAGGUGCAGAAAAAGCAGGCAAUGCUGAAUGCCAGCAAGCAGCACCAUACCGGGAAGCCUAAGGCUGUCACCAGGCCAUACUAUGACUUUCUGAUGCGCCAGAAGCAUCCCACCCUGCCUACUACACUCCCUCAGCAGCAAGUCUUCAUGCUGGCAGAGCCCAAGCGCAAGCCCUCAAACUUCUGGCAGAACAUCAGCAGGCUGACGCCCUUCCGGAAAUAAGGGCAGCCCCGUGUUUGUGCCUGAACCCCUUCUGAGAAAGCACUUUAUCCACAAGUCCUGGGAGGUGGAGCCCAGGUUCUUCCAAUCCUUUGUUUACAGAGGAUGGCACAUGUGCUCCUGCCUUCCCUAUUUAUUUUGCAGGCCGACUGCCCACACUGGCUCUGAGGUGAGACAUGCUGUGUGUGCUUGCACACAUGUGCAUUUGUGCCAGUCCCAUCGAGCCAGCCUUGCACAGCGCCCAAGAGGCAAACUUCCAGGAAGACAUCACAGGAUGAGCCUGACAUGUCUCAUCUGAAAAGAUUUUGCUUGUCAGCUGUACUUUGACUCACUCCUUCCUGCUGUGAACACUACUGCUGUCCGGCAGCUGUCAGAGAGGGGGUGGCAGCUGAUACACCUGCCAGCUCUGUGUCCACUGACUUGCACAGAACAGUUCAGAGUCACUGACAUGAUACUUUUUCCAUGGAGGGAUAAACCCUUCUGCUCUCUGCCCACCCCCACUCCCCACAUUUCUCAGAGACAUGAUCCUCUUACACACGUCUAAUUCAGUUAGCCUUUGCAGGCACUCAAGACAACAGUGAGUAUUGCACUGUGACCUUUUCCUUUCCUUUAGUUCCAACACUACUGAUGAACUAUCUAGUACAUUAAACUGUGCCAAUCAACCUGCAGCAUGAGUAAAGUUCAAGAAUCUCUCUAGUGGGUUUGAGUUACAUGUUAGAGAAAAAUGUGCCUAAUUAAUACCAUACUCAAUUCCUUAGAUUCUCGUCUCUGCAUCAUUCUGCCGUAUUUCCUGGCCAAUGAAAAUGCUCAUUGUUUGUAAUGUGUUUAUUUAUGGUAAAAAUCAGAACUGUGUAUUUUGUAAGUCUGUAAUUGUUCUUGUCAGAUGUUGUUAACUUGAUGCCUGUUUUGUCUUUUUUUUUUUUUUUUUUUUUUAAGAAAGGUCAAUAUUUGCAAACCUAGCUCCCAGAAGUCAGAGUCUACAGUUGAACUCUGAAAGACUAAAACCAUGACUGUUACACAAACUUCCACAGGCCCUCAUUUCAAGGGGUAUUAUUGCAGGUUUUUGACACCUUUAAAAAAUGGAAAGCCACUUUAGAAAGGCCUAAAUUUGGCAUUAAGAGUCUCACUAAGUACCCAAGUUUCAAACUGUGGCCAAAAAGAAUUAAUUUAAAACUUGGUUAGCAAAAGGAAAGAUUUGCCUUACCAUAGUGAGAGUUAGAAGCCAUACUGACUGAAUUCCCUAGCUUAAGAGACAUCCUGUGACACUGGAAGGAAGACACCUGCUCAUUCCAACAUGAUGGUACUGUGAAUGAGCACUAACUGCAGAGCUCAGAAAUCCAGUGUUUGUUGAUGCUGUAGCUGACCAAAGUCUGGUCAUCCAGGGAUAUCUGAAUUCAAUAGCAUGUACAAAGUCAUUCUUGCACUAUAUCUUAUCUUCCCCCCAGACUAGGGGCAACAUUUAAUUUCAUAAAGAAACUUGUAAAAGUAACUUUCAGCCUGUGUUUGUCUCCAACAUGUCUAGCUCUCUGAACUUGUUUCUCUUCAGAGUCACUGUAGAGAUUCUGCUCUUGCAGCUCAAAAAGAGACUGCUAAUCAGUAGAAGCCAUGCCAGGAGGUUAACUCAAAGCCAUCCUUUGGAUGGAAGACUCAAGAAGCAGAGACCAUACUGCAGAUGUGCUGGUCACUUAGAACACUGAUCAAGGUUCGCAAGUCACCAGCUCCCAAAUUCCUGCUAGUUACUUAAAAGGAGAACAUGUCUAGGAAACAUCAAAAAAGCUGCAGGGGGUGCUCAAGCCCACUUUGAGCAAUAUGGAAUUAAAGAGGAACAGCAAGUGCCAAGAAGUAAGAAACAUACUUGAAAGAGAACCCAGCUUCUCCUCCUGGGACCUGCCCACCUGCACAGCCUGCAGCCUGCUUCCCUGCCCCUCUUCCUGGGAAAACACACAACUCCAUGCUCUUCUCCUAGGCAGAACCAGAUGUGACAUCACCAUUCAAUAUGGUCCUACAGAAAAUGGUGACCAAAAACCAACAAAAACUUCCCUCUCAUGCAGAAGCACAAGAGAUGUCUGCCCAGGGAAGGUUUAGCACUUCCCCCCCUGUCACCCCAAGCAACAGAGGAAAAUGGGGCUUACCAAACUGGAAGCAGAGCCUUGAGAUGCUGCCUGACUGCCUCACAGUGACCUGAACCAGCACAAGCAGUUACAGGUCUGGUCUGUCAUUUGCCAAAAAUGCCUCUCUAAUACCAUGCAGCUGUUGGGAAAACAAACCAGUGGGACACUGUAGGAAUGGCCUUCAAACACUGCACAAAACAGGCAUGGUUCACUGAACUGGGGGGGGCAGGGGGGAAACAACCAACCAAAAAAAGAAAAAAAAAAUCCAGCCCUCAUUUGCACAUUACAUCUGCAUUAUCAGCCUUACAGUGCUCAGCAUUGCCUGGCCUCACCCUCUGGUCCUUUCAACCCACACACUGUCCAUGAGUGCUGGCUAAGCUCCCCUCAGGGGCCAGCACAUAGUGGCAGCCUAAGCUUUAGCACACAGUAUGAAGAGCUUUUGACAGCUGGGUCUCUCAGCAUGCACUAUGAUACAGAACAUUUGUUCUCUACACUUGAGAGGACAUUGUGUCGCUGGGGGGGCGGGGGGAGGGGGAGGAGGUGCUGCAGGAGGGGCUAAAAAAAAAAAAAAAAACCAAAACCAAAAAAACCCCCCCAAAAAACGGGCUCUGUAAGAAGCCACUGAGAUCAGGCUGUACUACUUCUUGCCAAGUACCAAAAUUAACAGUGACACCUCCCAGACCCAUGCCAGGUUACCGAGUGCUCUGCAUGCCAUGAAGAUUACAUGGUUUGGACAUUCCCCCUCCCCCAGAGCUAAACACUAGUAAGAGCUGCCUGUCCACAGUCCAGCCUCUGCUAAAACCCAAAGGCUGCAGACACAGUCUGCCCCAACCCCUGGGGGGGGGGGGGGGGGGGGCAGUCAGAAGCUCUACCGAGCUAAUCCAGACACAGCAAAUGGUGUUCCUCAACACUGGGGGCUUUACCUGCAGCCCCCUGUUCCCACAGCUACACCAAUACUGGCAUAAUGCCAUUUUGCAACAACUAACAUUCACCCCUCUGACAAGCUCAAGCCCUUGCACUUGCACACGUACCUUUCAGGGGAACACCCCAGUGCUUGCUGCCUCUCAGGCAUAAGCUUCAGCCCAAGAAGUGUUGCUGCGCUCACCCUAAGCAGAGCAACACCCAGCGGGCCUGUCACAGCAUCCAUAGGGCUGAAUUACCCUUACUGCAUUGCCACACCCAGAACAGCAUCAGGCAGUUGCACCCAGCACUUCUCAGUAAUCGAAGGCACUUGUCACUUCUGUGUUUACCCUAAGUGUCUACACCCUCCUUUCCUUAUCCAUGGCAUGUUUGUUUUGAUUGGCCAGGAAGAAAAUCUGUUGGCACAGAAACGAUCAAUUUUCUGAGCUUAUCAAUCAGCUUUGUAGGAAGUGGGGGGAGGAAUGUUGAAUUGGACCAGUGAACCUAGGCUGGAAGGGACCUUGGGACAAUUCCCACCCCCAAAACAUGCACACCCCCUCAAAGCAAGACCAACUGUGAAGCUGCAUCAGGUUUCUCAGCAUCUUGUCCAGUUGCUAUCUGCGUGUGCUCAAGGCCAGAGAUUCCCCCAAAACCUGUUUGGGUCCUGUUCAAUACCUCACUGUCCCCAUUAUGAAAAAAAAGUUCUUAAGUCUAUUCCAAGUUUCCCUUGCUGCAACUUCUGAUCUGUUUUUAAUGUGUAUGUUGCUUUAUACACCCAGCUUUACAUCUACGCUGAAGUCACUCCAGUACAAAUCUUGACCUAUUCUACUGAAUGAAAUGGUGUGACAGUGGCACAUCACCUGAAAGUGCAGGGCAAAAGCUUUGAAGGGCAAUAAAACACACCCCUGCCCUCCCCCUGCUAACACACACGUAAGAAUUGGCUACUAUUAAUUAUCUGUGUAUCAAUACUCUGAACAGUAAAUAUGCAUUGAGGUGUUUAAAUUAUCAGAUUACUUACCACCUCUUCCAAAACUUACUUCAUGUCUGACCAGUGCACACAAAUGAUUUUUUAUAGAGAGAAACUUUUAAUAGAAAUCUUUGAGUGCCAAAACAGACUUCUCUGGCCAAACAGUAUACCAGUCAAUGAAAAGUUAUCUAUUUCUGGUAGAGAGAAUACAUUCUCUACUUGACUGCCUAUUGGAACUCUUUCUAAAGCAUGUCUUCAGCUGGGAUUCUAGUCUUGCGAGAAACAUUUGGAGCUAGGAUCCAAUCCCCUAUGCAAGACUGAAAUCAGGUAUAAAAGCUGAUCACACUGAAAGAGGUGGGAACCUUGGAAUACAGUAGCUGGCGUUACAGCAGUGACACUGAUAAACAGGUAAGGAUCAAACUCACUUUGCUCAACAUACCUACCCACAUACCAGCAUGUCAAAAGACCACUCUGUAAAUCUGAAGAAAGAGGAUUUCAUCAAGACAUGCCAUCCUUUGUUUUCCACCCAGCACUGCUUCCUGAUUCUCUUACCACAAAACCUAUUACUUCCUGAACAAACUGUGUAUCAGAUCACGUGUAACCUCCAUUGGUUUUAAAUUAUUAGACACUCAAAACUCACCUCAUCUCCUAAGUUAUGAUUAAAUGGUAAAAUGUACAUCUUUUAGACAGUGCUAACAGACUAGCCAACACUGAAUGUCCCUCCUCUUCACCCUGGCAUCUGGAUUUUGAAUGGAGUUACAUUGUACUGUCAAUUAAAAGUAUCAGGGAGAAUGCAUGUGUAGGACAGAAAGCAUUCACGUACACAUUACGUAGAUUCACAGAGUCAUCAUCUAAACAUAGUAAAGGGGUUUUCCAGCAUAUGAACAGGACAAGUACAGCUUCUGUCAAGCUUUGAGCUUAAUGGACAACACAAUCUUACCAGAUUCACAAGAAGAGUCCAUUUGAAGCAUAAAUAAGCAGAGAUGUGAAACUUCAGUACCCACUCCUCUGGAGACGCACCUUCAACAUGGCCAGAAAUGCAGCUUUUCAUGCAAAACAAACUGAAGCUCCUGACACAACUCUGAACAGCACCAAUCAUUCCAGAUUUCAGGGCAGAACCUACCUAACUAUUCAGAAAAAUACUUCUGCAUUGAGUUACAUAAAGAGAACAAGACAACUUGAUCCAGGGGUGGUAUGGGGGUUGGUUUUUUUUAGGGGUUUUGGCUCUGUUUCCCUCCUUCUGUAGCUAUCUGUUUAGGAAGCUUCUUGUGAAAAACAGCCAUGUUUCUUAAUGAGUAAAAUCUGCCCCGAUUUCACUUGGACAAGACACAGACUUAUGUAAAGCAUGUGAACCAAUCAGAAGAAUGAUUCACUGACGCUACCAGUAAAAUGAAGAGAACCAGUGGCUGCUAAAUAAUCUAGUUUCUGCUCUGACAAAAAUAAAAUAAAAAAAAAAUAUCUCUAUUUUGAACUAUUAGUUUGGAAUAACUGAGUCAGAAGAGGUAGGUGUAUACACUAGAAAAAUGCCUAUGCUUCAAGUUUUGAUAGCAUCAAAAGCAGUACAAACUGUCUUUGUACUAAAUCAAAAUAACAAAUAGAGUUAAAAGUUCCCAUGAAGCAGCCUUCAAGAUCUUUUCUGUUGUGUCCAUUACCCGAGGAACAGCAGGGUGUAGGCUGGGGAGGAGCCCUGUUUGUUUGGCCUAGUAAAUCACCUCGCUGAUAUACACUGCAGGUAAUCCCAGCUGCCCAGGACACAGCUCUGCAAAACCAGCGUGUCAGUCUGUCAAUCAGAAGCCCACAAUGUGCAGACUGCCUGCAUCUGGGUGUCCAAACAGCUUCCCGGAAACAUCAGAAAGCCAGGCCUCCGUGUCAUUGAUUGGGACAACUGAAAAUUGAGGCAUCUACGAAUAACAGACUUUCCAAGAGAAUCUCAGCCUCAGACUGAAAAUGCUAUGUUUCUUGGGAUGCCAGAAUGACAGAAAUCAGCUUUUCUUAAUAAAAAGGCCUUUCAUCUUUUGCAAUAUAUGUCAAAAUAGUAUCAGGCUGUGUUCCUCCAGAUUUACUGUAGUGGAAGCAUAUCUUCAUGUAACAGCAGAAUUAAAUAUAUCAAUCUUGCCACUGAUUUGUAAAUAUCACUCUUUUGAACAAGUACUGUACCACUCGCUACACAGACUGCUUAAAAACUUUGUCAGCAUCUGCGAGGUGGUACAGCAUCCAGCAAGUGCUGAUUUGUUAUUUUACUGUUACUAAGUCAGCUGUUUUCAUUUCUCACAUCAAGUACCACUGUGUACCUGCUAAUGAGGGUUAUAACAUUGCAAUACCCAUUUGGACAGCGAAUAUGGUCGUACAGUAAUUCCUAAAGCUUUAAGAAUGGAGCUGUUCACCCUUCAUUCAACUGCUAGAGCCUCAGCCUGUACCUGCUGCUACUCAAGUUUUCUACUAAAGUUAGCAGGACUUGGCACUGCUAUUGACAAAUAGCAGCACCACAUCAGUACGAUCUUAAGGUCUCAACUACAAUGUCUUGUACCAGCCCAUCAGUAGAAAGUCCCUGUCCCCAGAGCUCCCUCCCUACGCAAAGCUGUGGGAUCAGGUCUUCAGGUAAGUAAUGGGUUAAUAUUUCUAUCCAUUUGGUAAUGGAUAGAAAUUAACUGAAAAAAAAAAAUUGAAGUGUUUUCAGAUUAUUUUAACCCACUGAAGGCGCAGUGCUGUUCACUUAGUUUCAUAGUGCAGGGGAGGGAAUCAAUCUUCAGCAGAGACAAAUCAACACAACUCAUUUCAGAGCUAAGCUAGAGCAAGAAGGCAGUCAAAACCAGGACAUGGCAGAAGCCCCAGUGCUCCCCUGCAUUUCUCUGCUGCGUGCUACACAGGUCAGGGUGGGGUAUCGGAGGAUGGCCUACUGCAUGCUCAAGAACAGCAGCAAGCUGGAUUUCACUUGCCUUUAUUAUUCACAGCCACAUAGUCUCAGGCUCGUGAGAGGCCAAAGGGCGCUCCUUCCUUCCUGGCCACACAGCAAUCACAGCUUGCCCUGCCUUGGGAUUAACACCUCGCAUCACACUUCAUUUCUCACCGUGUCUCCCACGUUUCCUUAACAACAAGCUACAUCACUAAAAUCCCAUGGCUUUGGCAGGGCUGGUGGUUUUAGGAAAAAUACAGGCUGCUUGUUCUUUUUGCAUAAUGGUCCUGUCAUUUUCCUCCCUGCAACUACACCACUCUUCUCUGCACGUAGUGAGCUUUUCUUUUGCACAACUUUGCUACCAAAGCAGCUCCCUGUUCUACAGCCUGUGCAAAUGAAAUACCUGUGAUACUUAACCCAGACUUCUGUACCUUUGUGCGUGACUGUUUACAUAUACAUUUGUGAGAUGGGAAAUAAACAAGCUAUCAACUUCA
Aquila chrysaetos chrysaetos is the source of this 14449-nucleotide messenger RNA. It is a transcript of the gene ARHGEF4, whose product is annotated as Rho guanine nucleotide exchange factor 4. The transcript is spliced from 16 exons. Gene Ontology annotation, biological process: intracellular signal transduction. The record is from RefSeq and is a predicted model, not a curated record. The coding region runs from base 194 to 7087 and encodes 2297 amino acids. NCBI's taxonomy places the organism in Eukaryota, Metazoa, Chordata, Aves, Accipitriformes, Accipitridae. Gene Ontology annotation, molecular function: protein binding; guanyl-nucleotide exchange factor activity.